Messenger RNA from Acanthopagrus latus (yellowfin seabream), 2857 nucleotides. RefSeq names its product retinoblastoma-like protein 2. The transcript has 14 exons. Gene Ontology annotation, cellular component: nucleus; transcription regulator complex; chromatin. NCBI's taxonomy places the organism in Eukaryota, Metazoa, Chordata, Actinopteri, Spariformes, Sparidae. The record is from RefSeq and is a predicted model, not a curated record. The coding region runs from base 179 to 1849 and encodes 556 amino acids. Gene Ontology annotation, biological process: regulation of transcription by RNA polymerase II; cell differentiation; negative regulation of G1/S transition of mitotic cell cycle. Gene Ontology annotation, molecular function: RNA polymerase II transcription regulatory region sequence-specific DNA binding.
GCUGAACUUCCUCAGUGUGCAGAGCAGAGGGUUGACUGCUCUGAGUUACCAUGCUGCACUGCUGCUCUGCUACCAGCUGGACCUGAAGACACAUACAGAGGGGGAUUCUCAGAGCAGAAGAGACCCUCCAUCUGGUUCCUGAACUCACCAGAACACACAGUGAGCGAUAUUGGUCACCAUGGCAAACGAGCAGCAGGGUAACCUGGGAAGGCCGGGCUUUGGCCCCAGCGACCUGCUGAUCUCUAUCUUCAGAGACUGCUCCAGAGACCCGUCCGAGGCGAUUGAAGCCAGGCUGAGACGUAUGCUGCACACAUUUCUACAACGCAACAGGGAGACCGCGGCAAGCGAGACCCAAGAAUUGGCAGCAAAGUGCUGCUGUGAGGCUAAGAUCUGGUAUUACAAGAUCCUGGAGAAGGAUGCCAGUGAGGAGAGGAAGAGGCUGGGCGUCAGCGACAUCUCAGUCCUCUUUGAGAAUGAUCUCAUCCAGUCCUGUCUGGUGGCCUGCUGCCUGGAGAUUACCAUAUCCUUGAACCGCCUGCCGUGUGACUUCCCUCUGCUCCUUCAGAUCCUCAAACUGGCACCGUACCACUUCUGGCGGGUGUGCUUUUCUUCUAAGCUUGUUAGCAAUCAAGUCUGUGUCAACUGUUUACAAGUUCCACAGGUGAUUGAGCUGGUGUUGCGGGCUGAAGAGGGCCUGCAUCGCCACGUGUUCAGACACCUCGCCCAGGUGGAGGAGAAGGUCCUGGAGAGCUUGGCCUGGACAGGAGACUCACCGCUGUGGGAAGAACUCCGAGCCAACGAGGGCCCUCUGCCCACCUGCCAACAGGUUGGCAAUAAAACACACAAACUCACCUCGGUCACGUGCUCAGGUUUCCUUCAAGGUGACCAGUGGUGGCGGUUUCUGAGUGAGGUGAUCCCUUCUGCACAACUUGAAGAUCAGAUGAGGACGGAUGUGCAACCUGAUGCAAACCUACCAGGAGCGGGUCUCAGCACCGACCAGCAGCGCCCCCCCUCAGCUGACGCCAGGCCUCGGAUUAGCAGCCCCCUUCAUCUGUUCGCUCGCAAGGUGUACAGCUUGAUGGCCAGGCGUCUGAGGGAGCUGUGUUCCACGCUGCGCAUUUCUGAUGAGCUGAGGCUAAAGAUCUGGACCUGCUUUGAGUACUCUCUGGUCCACUGCACUGACCUCAUGGUGGACCGUCACCUGGACCAGCUGCUCAUGUGUGCCAUCUACAUCAUAGCCAAGAUUACCAAUGAGGAGAUACUCUUCAAACACAUAAUGGAGUGCUACAACUCGCAGCCACUUGCCAACAGAAGCGUCUGUAAAAAUGUGCUGAUUUCCAACAGAAGAGAUGCAGAAAGUCUUCCGCCUGGAAACGAAAACAAUGGAGAGGACAUCAACGGUAUCCCGACCCCCAACACACCCUCAUCACAUUACUCCAGGCCUUGUCAGGAGGAGAGGGGCAAUCUGAUUUACUUCUACAACCAGAUCUACACCACAAAGAUGGAGUCCUUCGCCAAACAGUUUGCCCCAAGCUCUGGAGCAGACACUCCUCCUCUGUCUCCAUACCCCCGUCAGGGGAACGCCUCUCCUCGCAGAUGGAGGCUGUCCGGCAGCCGCUCCUUCUUCAUUUCCCCGUACAACACAGAAACCGCUCCACCCAGUACAUCCGGACUCUCCUACUAUUUCAACUCAAGCCCCCCAGAGCGUCUGCGUGAGAUCAAUAACAUGAUCAGGACGGGCAGGCCGGCCAGCAGGGGGCGCUAUGUGUUACCACUGGACAGAGGGGAAGAAGAGGAGGAGGGAGAAGGUGGUCCUCCAGUCAAGAGGCUUCGUUCUGGUGAUCACUGAGUCGCUCAGAGGCGACUGAGUAUCGUGGUGAAUGAUGGCAUGACGGGAGGUGACCAGGACCGGGACCAGGACCGACCGUGUCCAGUUACAAAGCUGAACCUGCACUGGAGCGUAGAGGAGCAUGAAGUCUCUCUCUGAGACGAUUGUCCAGCUCUUUAACCUUUAUUUAUAUUUUUUUGCACUAUGAUUACUGAUGUACACCAGUGUACCGUGGCACAUUUCAGCUGGUUUUAUUCCUUUUUAAAAAAAGUAUCUUAUCAGAAUUCCUCUGUCAGAUCAAAGUCUGCCCUGCAGUCUAAGCUUAACUUGUGUCUUUUUGCUCUUUUGUUCUGACACCUAAUGUCCUUGAAUGAAGCACUCGGCCCCUCGGCUCGGCGAUAAGAGACUGUCGUUGUUCCGGGUGGCUCCCUGGUGGAAGAGUGUGAUGUAUAAAUUUGAAGUAGGGCAUGUCUGGAAAAGUGCUCACUUGACUUUCCUUGGAUAAAUAAAGGUUAGACUGAGAAAGGAUCGCACUGUACAGACUGAUCCGCAGUAGGACAAACUCGUCUGGGCUCAUGGAGAUGAGCAUAAGUCAAACCUCAGCAGGGUCCACAGCCAUCAUGAUUGUAAUUGACUAGAUUCCGAUUAAGUCAGGAAUGGUACUGAAUGGUCCAGUACAAACCACUGUUGUGUAAUUUUUGAUGCAUUUUUAAUUUGUAUUUAUUCUGUAAUGAUGCUUUCUUGACGUAAUGCUCCAUUUUUUAAAAUAUGUCCACGUUGAAACUGAAAACAUGACACACGUACUUCUUCUCAUAAAUGAAGGAAAGUGCAGGAGUUACAGCAGCAUUAAAACUUUAUUCAGUGAUACUUGAAGCAUGUGGACAGAUUUUGAAAAAAAAAAAAAUGAAAGAAUCUGUUUGAAUAGAAUCAUUUUUAAAUCCCAUCACCAGCUCCAGCCGUUUCUGACCGCAACCUUUAAUAUCACGGCUGAGGAAUUGUAAUAAAACCACUCAGAAAAGUGUUUCUCUA